AGCUUUGGCAGAUUAACAUUUUGCAGGCGAAGGGAGAGGCAGCGGCAUAAUCGAGCUCCCAGCUGGCGUGAGAGAAUCCUUUGCACGCGCAGCCAAGCUCCAGUUCUUUCCAAUCUGAGUGCCGGUGCAAAUUACAAAGUUUAAAGAAGCAAGUCGCCAUCAUCCCGUGCAAGCUGAGGUUCUUUUGCAUUGCAACAUAAAACUUCGGGCAGGGGGAAAAGAAGAAAGAGGAGGGGAAAGAGAGCUCUUUGCUUUCCUCCCUCCUCACUAAUCGAAUCUCAACUCGCACCGUCGCUUAAUAUGAAUGACAACUAUCAGCUGAACAGGAUGGCAACUUUGGAUGACAACAACAACGCCCCAGGUGGUGUGAUCAGUUACAUUGGUUCAAAUGGAUCUUCCCCAAGCCGCACCAGUCCCAUCUCUUUGUGUGGCAGUGACAGCUUGAAUGGCAGCUGCCAACUGUUUUCCCAACCAACUUUUCCCAACUACUUCCCACCUUCGCCCACUGGAUCUCUGGUGCAGGAUUCUGGACGCCUCUACGGGGGUAGUUCAGCUGGACUUGGUGAUGAUGCCUCCCCGUCGUCUUCUUCCUCCUCUUCCUACAGCUCUGGAGGUUCUCCAGUGGGACUCCAAGUGACCUUGGAUGAUGGGAGGCGUGUCUCCCCUAUCAAAAGCACCAGCAGCAGCAUCACGAAACUCAAUGGGAUGGUCCUUCUGUGUAAAGUUUGCGGUGAUGUUGCUUCUGGCUUCCAUUAUGGUGUCCAUGCCUGUGAAGGCUGCAAGGGUUUCUUUCGACGCAGCAUUCAGCAGAACAUCCAAUACAAAAAGUGCCUGAAAAAUGAGACCUGCAGCAUUGUCCGCAUCAACCGGAAUCGUUGCCAGCAGUGUCGCUUUAAGAAGUGUCUGAGGGUUGGCAUGUCUCGUGAUGCCGUACGAUUUGGGCGCAUCCCCAAGCGUGAGAAGCAAAGGAUGUUGGCUGAGAUGCAGAGCGCGAUGAACAACAUGGCUAAUAAUCAACUGAGUGCACAGUGCCUCCCUGAGAAUCUGCCCACAGGACAUCCGCAGUCCAGUACCCUCUUGCUGGGCCACCCAUCUCAACUGGCACCUUCUUCCCCACCAUCCCGUGCAGCCACCCCACCCCAGAUUUCUCCUUGCUACUCUCAGUUUUCUCAGCAGCUGACACCUCCACGAUCCCCAAGCCCUGGAGAUGUCAUGGAGGAUGUCAUCGCACAAGUGGCUAAAGCCCACAAAGAAAUUUUUGUUUAUGCCCAUGACAAACUGGCCACAGGGCCCCAACCACCCACAGGGAGUAACAGUUCUCCUAGUUGGGACAACAACUGGUUGAUUAAUGGCCACCGCACCAAUGGGCUGCAUCUUCAGAAUGACAACUGGAACACUGGCUCUGCCUCUAGACCUGCUUGCCACCAGAAUAUCAAUGGACAUAGGUUUUGUCCCUCUGGGGAAGCAGACCUUUCCCUUAGGCAAGGCGAAGCCAGAGUCUUGGCUUGCCCAGUGAAUUGUCAACCUCAUGGUUAUAGUGGCCGCACAUUUCAGGAGAUUUGGGAGGAUUUCUCACUGAGCUUUGUGUCAGCUGUACGAGAAGUUGUGGAAUUUGCUAAACACAUUCCGGGAUUUCAGGAGCUGUCACAACAUGACCAAGUCUCACUACUCAAAGCUGGCACAUUUGAGGUGCUGAUGGUUCGGUUUGCCUCCCUUUUCAAUGUCAAGGAGCAGACUGUAACAUUCAUGAGUCGCACAAAGUACAACCUUGAAGAGUUGUGGGGGAUGGGCAUGGAUGACUUGUUAACAUCCAUGUUUGAGUUCAGUGAGAAGCUUAGUGCCUUGCAACUAUCUGAAGAAGAAUUGGGCCUCUUCACAGCAGUGGUGCUGAUCUCUGCAGAUCGCUCAGGCAUUGAGAACCCAGCGUCAGUGGAGCAGCUGCAGGAAACUCUGAUCCGGGCGCUGCGAGCCCUCAUCCUCAAGAAUCACCCCCAGGAGACAUCCCGUUUUACUAAACUGCUCUUGAAACUGCCUGAUCUGCGCACCCUCAACAUGCACUCCGAAAAACUUCUCUCCUUCCGCAUUGAUGCUCAGUAGAAGAUAGCGUGGGCAGAAAUACUGCGAGUCCAGGCUCCUGACCAAUUCUCCCUGCUUUAUUGCACUAACCAGACUAUUUUGGGCCUGGACCUGGCUAUCUAUUUAUGUGGGUGUAGCAGCUGCCGCUCCUGCCUGCUCAGAAACAAACAGCACAACCGCCUUUGUAAAUAUAUCCGUGUAUAUUGGAACUGUGUGAAGAGAAUACCCCUCUUCCUGGCUGUGGUGCCAACUUCAGGAGAAAAAAUACAAUGAAAUCAAACUAA
Molecule: messenger RNA, 2360 nt
Organism: Ahaetulla prasina
Lineage: Eukaryota; Metazoa; Chordata; Lepidosauria; Squamata; Colubridae
Gene: NR1D1
Product: nuclear receptor subfamily 1 group D member 1
Exons: 8
Coding region: 301-2097 (598 amino acids)
Biological process (GO): positive regulation of transcription by RNA polymerase II; negative regulation of transcription by RNA polymerase II; cell differentiation
Molecular function (GO): nuclear receptor activity; zinc ion binding; RNA polymerase II cis-regulatory region sequence-specific DNA binding
Source: RefSeq, a predicted model, not a curated record